GGAAGUCUGUAUAUGUAUAUAUGCAGUGGAGGCAGAAUAUUUCCCCUUCACUUGCUUGGCGGCCUUUGCCCCAGUCAGGGAUGGUGGGUCACAAGCUUAGGCGGUGAACCACGGUCGUUCGACCAACCAACCGACCAACCGACCGCAAUUCUCAACUUGCCAUCAACUGUUCCAUUCAGUGAGACGUCGCCCUUCCAACUAUGCCAUUCUCCCUUCCUUAUUAUCGGGACACCGGUGAAUUGCCAGGGCCUCUUCCUGAUCAGAAUGAGAUUGCACAGGCAACACGAACCCUCCCCAAGAGAUCAGAUUAUGGUGGGCGCUUGGUCGUAAUCAGAGACAAAUUCGUUGUGAAAUAUGGCCCACUUGUGACUGAAAAUGAGGGAUAUGCUCUACUUUUUGUUGAAAAACGGCUCAACAUUGCAGUACCACGGCUCUAUGCCAUGUACCGCGAUCAGGAUACCCUGUACCGCGAUCAGGAUAUCCUGUAUAUCGUCAUGGAAUAUAUUCCCGGCAUUUCUCUAGGGAUGGCGUGGCCUUCGCUCACUGAGGCAAAUAAAUAUUCGAUUGUUGAACAAUUGCGAUGGCGCUACCAUCGCCUGGAUUUUACGGCAGUGUCAACCAAGGACCCGUCCCCCAUAGACCCUAUUAUUACUGGUCCUUUUCAGACGGAAGAAGAAUUUGGAAAAGCCAUCGCACUUCGCUCAAAAAAUAUAUGGAGCGAAUCAAAUAAUCACAGUGUUUUCUCUGAUUAUUUUAUUCGCCAUCUUCCAUUAGCACUUCACAAUCAUCCGCCUAUGUUCACCCACGGAGAUCUCCACAGAGAGAAUGUUCUUGUCCGAAAGAUCGUUAAUUCUGUUACAAAUGAAGAAGAGUAUGAAGUAGCUGCUCUUGUGGACUGGGAAUCAGCUGGAUGGUAUCCUUCAUAUUGGGAAUACGCUCAUAUCUUUCCCCUAUUGCAGUGGAUUGACGACUGGCCGGCAUAUGUUGAAAAGAUUCUUGAUCCCUUGCCGCUGGAGGGCGCCAUGAUGUGGGUUGUCUUUAGUAAUAUGGAGUUCUAA
This is a messenger RNA of Aspergillus ibericus CBS 121593, 1058 nucleotides long. Its product is annotated as aminoglycoside phosphotransferase family protein. Lineage: Eukaryota; Fungi; Ascomycota; Eurotiomycetes; Eurotiales; Aspergillaceae. The record is from RefSeq and is a predicted model, not a curated record. The coding region runs from base 201 to 1058 and encodes 285 amino acids. The transcript is spliced from 3 exons.